UUUCUUUUGCAAUGGAAAUACGCCAAGCAAAAUGACAUGGAACUGAUUUUGAUUCGUUAGUGGUUCUACGAGUCAUUCAAUGUCUGGUUGCCAUCACCACGUGACCCUUGAUUAUAAUACAUUACAGCGUUACAAGUGGUUGCCUUCAUGUAUCAACAAGACCGUCUCCUUAAAACAAGACGUGCUGUUUUUGUCCUAGACUGAGUCCUUGGAUUAUGAAGAAUGCUUGACCUUGAUAUUACUUAGUUCGUGCCAGAUCUUAAUCAGUUUUGGCAAUGGAUGAAUCAACCCUCACAGCAUUUGUAAGAUGCUGUAUGCAUUAUGUAUUGGAUGGAUGUCUAAACUUAAGCAAACAGCAAAUGAUUUGUCUGCUCAAAGAAUGUUUGAUCUUCGCCCACCACUUUGAAGAUGGUUUGACAGUGAUGAAUUUGAAUUUGGUUCUUGGUGAAUUGCAUGAGAAAAUGUGUCUUUUCAAGGAGGCUCUAGCUUACUAUGAGACAGUCCUAGAAAUUGCUGCAGCUGCAAAGGACAAAGAAGCAGAAAGAAUAGUACUAGAAAUGGCCGGGACCAUCUACUUUAUACAAUACAACUACAGCCAGGCUUUGCUAAAGUUUGAGAAAAGCUUAAACAUUGCUAUAGACGAGGGAGACAAGGACGCUGAGGAACAAGCCUAUAGGACAAUAGGAAACGUGUAUUUCACAAUGCGCAACUUACCCGAGGCCAUUAGAUAUUACGAGAAAAGAUUGGUCAUCGUUACAGAGUUAGGUGACAAAAAGGGAGAAGGCGAGACGUAUACCAAUAUUGGAAAAGCCUACUCGUUAUUGGAUAAAGACGAAAAAGCUGUAGAGUACUAUAAGAAGUCCCUAGACAUUGCCAUAGAGAGAGGAGACAAGAAGGUCGAGGGAACCAUCCAUGCGAGCAUAGGAGACGUGUAUACAAAAUUGUCCAACUACCAAGAUGCUUUAAACCAUUUGGAAACAAGUCUAAACAUCGCCCAAAGUAUCAGUGACGAGGAUUUAGAGGCAACCUCUUACAGAAGCUUAGGAAAUGCCUAUUUGCCGAUGAAAGAAUACGAAAAAGCUAUUACCUGUUUUGAAAAGAGCUUGAACAUUGCACUGGAAAUAGGAGAUAAGGAGAAAACAGGCGCCGUCUACAUGGACUUAGGAAGAACACACGUCUUAACGAAAAAAUUAGUAGAGGCUAUCGGGUAUUACGAGAAGGCUCUUAAACUGACCCAAGAAGUAGGCGAUAAGAUGAAUGAAGGAAAGAUCUAUUUGAAGAUAGGAAACAUCUACUCUUCACUGUGUCAAUAUGAAGAAGCUGUUGAAUAUCACAAGAAGAACCUAAUCGUUGCAAUGAAAAUAGGAAACGAGAAAGGAAUGAUGGUUUCCCAUUUUAACACAGGGCGUGCCUACUUGGAUUUACACAAAUACCACGAGGGAAUUCUUCAUCUUGAAGAGAGCCUGAAAAUCGCCUUAGACGUAAAAGAAAAGGAGAUACAGAGAGAAAUAUAUAUGAAUCUAGGCGAUGCCUACAAAUCUUUAGGCAAAUACCAGGAUAGCAUCGACUACGAAAAACAGGCCCUCGAAAUCAUCAAAGAAUUUGGCUGCAAAAAGGAUGAACAACGCACUCUUAAAAAAAUAGGGGACGCUUACAUGUCAUUGAGGGAUUACAGCCAGGCUAUUGAGAAUUAUGAAUUAAACUUAAAAAUUUCCUUGGAACUGGGAGACAAAAAGGAAGCCAGAAGCAUUCAUGUCAAUAUAGGAAACGCCUGCCUCAGUUUAGGGAAACAGACCAAAGCUAUUGAGCAUUAUGAAAAGAGCUUAGAAAUCACCAUGGCAAUAGGAGACAAAAGAGCAGAAGUGAAAACUUAUGAAAACUUGGGAAAAGCAAACCUCGAAUUAGGAAAAACCACGGAAGCCCUCGAGAAUUUCAAGAAAGGCCUAAACAUUGCUACAGAAUUGAGAGAAGAGACGGAAGAGGGAGCUUCCUAUGUUAACAUUGGGGACGUCUACUUUGCAACAGGAGAAUACCGAGAAGCCGUUGAGUAUUACAAGAAAGGUGAAAGCAUCGCUUUAACAACGGGCAACACGCAUCUCAAGGAAAUAAUAUGCAAUAACUUGGGAAGCGUGUACUUUUCGACGAGUGAUUACACGCAGGCCGAAGAAUACUAUAAAAAGAGCCUGGAGAACGCCCAAGAAAUAGGUAACAUGAAAGGAGAAGGAAGAACGGUCAUGAACUUGGGAAAUGUUUGCUUUUCACUGGGCAAAUACCAAGAGGCAAUUGAACAUCAUGAGAGAGCUGUCGGUAUUGCCAUGAAAAUAGGUGAUAAGAAUGGCGAGGCAACUGCCCUGGUGAACCUAGCAAAGGUCCUGUCUACAAGAGGGAAAUACCACGACGCCAUUAAGUACAGCUUAAAGAGCCUGGUUAUUUCUUUAAAUAUCAACAACAAGAAAGCGGAGGAAACUGCAUACAUGAACUUGGCGAGUGCCUACAUGUCAUUGGGAAGGUAUACUGAAGCCGAAAGAUAUGUAACAAUGGCCAUGAAGAUUGCGAGAGAAAUAAGAGACAAGAGAGGGGAGGGGACGUGCAAUAUUAUCCUUGGAAACGUUUACUUGACCUUAGGGAAAUUCCAAGACGCAAUCAUGAAAUAUAAAGAAGGUCUAGCCAUCACCACAGAAAUAGGAGAAAAGAAUGGAGAAGGAAUGGCAUACAUGAACUUAGGAAAUACCCAUCUGUAUUUAAAAGAACCCGACAAGGCCAUCGAUUAUUAUCAAAAAAGCCUAAAGAUUGCCCAAGAGAUUGGCAACAAGAACGGAGAAGGAACAUCCUUUAUGAAUUUAGGGAACCUUUUUUCCUUUUUACUGGAUGAUGACAAGGAGGCAGUGAAGUAUUUUGAAAAGAGCUUGGAGGUUGCCAAAACAAUAGACAACAAGAAGGGAGAGGGGACCACCUACUUAAACUUAGGCAACGCUUACUUCUCGCUGCAGAAAUACCAAGAGGCCUUCAAAUUUUAUGAGAUGAGCGUGAAUCUAGCUAUCAAAAUGAGCGACAAGCGAAACCAAGCAAUAGCCAACUACAGCCUGGGUGAGCUUUGCUAUGAACUGAGUGGCAAGUACGAACAAAGUAGUGAAGAUUUCAAGCAACAGUCAAUAAACUACUUGAAAAAGUCGGUACAAAGUUGGGAAUGGGUGAUUGAAAAUUUACAGAAACGAGAUGACUUCAUGAUAUCCAUCAUUGAUCAGUUCAGUGGUACCUACAAUAUGCUAACGGAAGCACUAAACGAGGCAGGAAAUACAGAAGAAGCUCUUCUGGUUUGUGAUCGUGGUCGGGCCAGAGCUCUGGGAGAUCAUUUAGCCUCAAAAUAUUGCAUCAACCUAACUGUAAGUACGCCACUUGAGAUGACCGACCUCGAAGCAGUUUCCUUGAAGUGUAAAGCCUGUAUCGUGUACUUUGCUUUCCUUAGAAAGGGUUUGGGUAUUUGGAUCAUAAGAAAGGAAAACCCACUCUUUUUCAUCGCACUCGAUGAUCAAUUUUUCAACUUUUCUACCCAAAUGUUGUGGUUUAAAACUCUUGGUCGAAAAGAGAAUCUGCCUUUUGAUAAAGUCCUGAACGACGUCUAUAGUAAGAUGCAAGUAAAAGAACCAGCGAAGUGUGAAAACAGAUCUUUGGAUCCGCCUGCAACGUUUAGGCAGAUUAGCAGUCAUGGACAAAAUACAACUGACGAGGGGUCAUCAACCGAGAGAAAUGUCACACCAAUUGACGAGGGGUCAUCAACUGAGAGAAAUAUCACAACGACUGACGAGGGGUCAUCAACUGAGAGAAAUGUCACACCAACUGACGAGGGGUCAUCAACUGAGAGAAAUGUCACACCAACUGACGAGGGGUCAUCAAUUGAGAGAAAUGUCACAACAACUGAAGAUGAACCAACAAGUGAACCGCAAGCAGAUCCACUUGAAACGUUAUUCAGUCAUUUGAUUGCACCCAUCCUGCAGCAACUCAAGGAAGAAGAAAUCAUUAUCAUUCCUGAUAGAUCUUUGUUUAAGGUACCAUUUGCAGCUUUACGAGAUCCAAUCACUGAAAAUUUUCUUUCAGAAACAAAGUGUAUUCGGAUUGCACCUUCAUUGACGACACUAAAGUAUUUACAAGAAUGUCCAGCGGACAGUCAUUGUGAGACAGGCGCACUUGUUAUCGGAGGCCCUCAUGUUGGGGAAGUAAUAUUUAAAGGGGAAAAGACCGUGAUGAAGACUCUUCCUUCUGCAGAACAUGAGGCUAAAGUCGUUGGAAAUAUGUUGAAUGUCACGCCCUUGACUGGAUCAGAGGCAACCAAAGAAAUGGUCAAGAAGAAUCUGCGAGAUGUUGGUGUCAUUCACAUUGCAGCACAUGGAGACUCAGAGAAUGGAUACAUUGCUCUUUCCCCUCCACCAAGAAUACAUGAAACAAGUAUCCCAGACGAACAAGACUACAUGUUAACAAUGCAGGAGGUACAAGAGAUUGGUGUGAAAGCAAAACUUGUUGUCCUAAGCUGCUGUCACAGUGGUAGUGGAGACAUCAAGGCAGAGGGAGUGGUUGGAAUGAGUCGAGCUUUUCUUGCUGCAGGAGCUCGUGCUGUUGUAGCGUCGUUGUGGGCCGUUGAUGACGAGACUACAUUUAAUUUUAUGGCAACCUUUUACACGUUUCUAAAGAUGGGAGAAAGUGCAAGUAAAAGCCUACAAAUUGCCAUGGAUGACAUAAGAGGAGAAUUCGAAGAUCCGAAAGACUGGGCUCCUUUCUUUCUUAUUGGUGAUGAUGUCACCAUCAGUGUAUGAGAAAUGAGAGAGAACCAAGAUUUAUACAGUAUACCAAAGUACUGGACUCCUUUCUUUCUUAUUGGUGAUUAUGUCACCAUCAGUGUAUGAGAAAUGAGACAGAACUAAAACACUCUAGCUAAAUUAGAUGUUUGCAAUCAACAGAAAAAAUAAGUAGUUUAGUUUGUGCUUCAUUUUAUUCACUCGAAUUAGUUAGUACUAUAAUCAAAAUACUUACAGAUUUGUAUUCAUAUUUGUAGUUUUUAAAUUUCCUUUGCUACAUUUAGUGUAUCCGGAAAUCUCGUUCAAGAUGACUUAUAAUGGCAAGUUAUCAUAGCUGAUUUCAUAUUGUCCCAACACUUGUAAACCAAAUACAACCCCAAAGAAAUAUAGAAAAUGACAAUAAAUAUAUUUGCAGUCUGUUUUAAA
This is a messenger RNA of Actinia tenebrosa (Australian red waratah sea anemone), 5216 nucleotides long. RefSeq lists its product as uncharacterized. Lineage: Eukaryota; Metazoa; Cnidaria; Anthozoa; Actiniaria; Actiniidae. Gene Ontology annotation, molecular function: protein binding. The record is from RefSeq and is a predicted model, not a curated record.